UCACUCAAGAUGACUGCCGUCCCUCUCCCUAUUCUCCAUCUCCCACACAAUGCACUUCAAAUGUCUCUAAAACAAAUGAGCACUGUGGAACACUUGGCUCUUUCGUUUGUUUCAAACAAAACAAGGCGACUCAUCAAAAUGUUAAAGGAAAAAAAUCAUAUUACUUGCAUAUCCAUGGGCUCACCGAUUUCAAUCGAUUUUCUAUCGCUAACGUUUGAUUACAAAUCCAAUCAAAAAAUUGUGAAAAUAGAUAAUCCGGAACAGAAUGGAUCCCUAUCAAGACUAAAUCUGCCAGGAUUUACCGAAAAACAAUGGAUCGAACAUUUUGCUAAUGUAUUCAUUCAAAACAAAAAAGUUAUGUUAAUCAGCGACCUAGGGGAAAGAAAAAUCGAAGACAUCUAUGAGUCUAUCAAAGAUCUUAACAUCGUCACACUGGAUAUAAUGACCUCUGAAUUUCAAGACUGCAAGCUUUUUAAGCUGUUCCCUACACUAGAAGAAUUGGGAGUUUCCGAGACUCCACUAAGUGCUCCAAUCUUUGUUCAGAAUUUUCAGAGUCUUACUGCAAUUGAUGUGACACUUGACGAUAUAUUAUCCUCAAAUUGUACCAAUUUGUGCUUAGACGACCAACUUAUAUCCGAUAAAGAUCUGAACAUUUUUAUGAGGAAUUGGAUUAAAGGAUCUAACCCUCGUCUUCGAAAACUCACAAACACGUCAGUUCGACACGAACGGGACAUAAGUGAUUCCGUAUUUUUUCGAGGAAUUUCUCAAAUUAAAACCAGGGACUGGUGCGACGAAGAUACUUUUGAUAAGGAAUUCGAAAUAAAGAAUGAAGACGGUGUUAGAGCGAAGGUGACGCUAAGUACGUUCAGUUUUAUUUUUUGCAUUGAGGAUUUCUGAAGGUGUUUUGUUUUUUUUGUUGUUUGUUUGGCAAUAAAGUUUCAAAAAUACUGA
This is a messenger RNA of Caenorhabditis elegans, 951 nucleotides long. RefSeq names its product F-box domain-containing protein (gene fbxb-19). The transcript has 2 exons. The coding region runs from base 10 to 897 and encodes 295 amino acids. NCBI's taxonomy places the organism in Eukaryota, Metazoa, Nematoda, Chromadorea, Rhabditida, Rhabditidae. The record is from RefSeq and is marked reviewed.